Eublepharis macularius is the source of this 2818-nucleotide messenger RNA. RefSeq names its product TNF receptor associated factor 7 (gene TRAF7). The transcript is spliced from 21 exons. Lineage: Eukaryota; Metazoa; Chordata; Lepidosauria; Squamata; Eublepharidae. The record is from RefSeq and is a predicted model, not a curated record. Bases 172 to 2184 code for a protein of 670 amino acids. Gene Ontology annotation, molecular function: zinc ion binding; protein binding. Gene Ontology annotation, cellular component: nucleolus. Gene Ontology annotation, biological process: ribosomal large subunit assembly; Notch signaling pathway.
CGCCGCUUCCCUUCCGGCCAGGCCCGGCCCCCGCCUGCUGGCUGUAAGGAAACGGACGGAGGACCGGCGCUCGGCGGGGCCAUGGGGCGCCCAUCGCGGGCCGCCGCCGCUGCCGCCGCCUCCGCGGCCCACAGAGGCAACUUUAAUAACUGGCGAAUGCGGGGCUAGAUUAUGAGCUCCAACAAGAAUACUCGCUAUAACCGUUUCCCCAGCGGUGCAGCAAACGGCGCUUCUUCAGAAAGCGCAAACGGGACAAGAAUGGAGACCACAUUUGGCCCUGCGUACUCUGCAGUGACCACCAUCACUAAAGUGGAUGGGAGUAAUACAUUCAAGCAGCAUCGCCGGACGCCCUCCUCUUCCAGCACGCUGACCUAUUCCCCUCGGGAUGAGGAUGAUGGCAUGCCACCCAUUAGCACUCCUCGCCGGUCUGACUCGGCCAUCUCCGUCCGCUCAUUGCACUCCGAGUCCAAUAUGUCCCUGCGCUCAACUUUCUCUCUCCACGAGGAAGAGGAGGAGCCAGAGCCGCUUGUGUUUGCUGAGCAGCCUUCAGUGAAGCUCUGCUGCCAGCUGUGCUGCAGUGUCUUCAAAGACCCCGUCAUCACCACCUGUGGGCACACAUUUUGCAGGAGAUGUGCCUUAACCUCUGAGAAAUGCCCAGUGGACAAUGCCAAACUGACUGUGGUCGUCAACAACAUUGCCGUGGCUGAGCAGAUCGGAGAGCUCUUCAUCCACUGCAAAUACGGCUGCCGGCCCAUCGCUAGUGGCAAGCCUUCUGUCUUUGAAGUGGACUCCCGCGGGUGCCCCUUCACCAUUAAACUGAGUGCCAGGAAGGACCAUGAAGGAAGUUGUGACUAUCGGCCAGUGCGGUGUCCCAACAACCCUAGCUGUCCGCCACUUCUCAAGAUGAACUUGGAGGCACACCUCAAGGAGUGUGAGCACAUCAAGUGCCCCCACUCCAAAUAUGGGUGUAUGUUCAUAGGAAACCAGGACACGUAUGAGACCCACCUAGAGAUGUGCAAGUUUGAGGGCCUGAAGGAGUUCCUCCAGCAGACAGAUGAUCGCUUCCACGAGAUGCAGGUAGCUAUGGCGCAGAAGGAUCAGGAAAUUGCCUUCCUGCGGUCGAUGCUGGGCAAGCUCUCAGAGAAGAUUGACCAGCUGGAGAAGAACUUGGAGAUGAAGUUUGAUGUGCUGGAUGAGAACCAGAGCAAGCUAAACGAGGAUAUGAUGGAGUUCCGGCGGGAUGCCUCCAUGCUGAACGAUGAGUUGUCACACAUCAACGCCCGGCUGAACAUGGGGAUCUUGGGCUCGUAUGAUCCUCAGCAAAUCUUCAAGUGCAAAGGAACCUUUGUCGGGCACCAGGGCCCUGUCUGGUGUCUCUGUGUCUACUCCAUCGGAGACUUGCUUUUCAGUGGCUCUUCUGACAAAACCAUUAAGGUGUGGGAUACCUGUACCACGUACAAGUGCCAAAAGACUUUGGAAGGCCACGAUGGGAUUGUCCUGGCACUCUGCAUCCAAGGGAACAAAUUGUACAGUGGCUCUGCUGACUGCACCAUCAUCGUCUGGGAUAUUCAAACCUUGCAGAAAGUGAACACCAUCCGUGCCCACGACAACCCAGUGUGCACACUGGUCUCCUCGCACAACAUGCUGUUCAGUGGCUCCCUAAAAGCUAUCAAGGUCUGGGAUAUUGUGAGCACGGAGCUGAAACUGAAGAAGGAGCUGACGGGCCUGAAUCACUGGGUCCGGGCACUUGUGGCAUCCCAGAAUUACCUCUACAGCGGGUCCUACCAAACGAUCAAGAUCUGGGAUAUCCGGAAUCUGGAGUGUGUGCAUGUUCUGCAGACUUCAGGUGGGAGUGUCUACUCCAUUGCAGUCACCAACCACCACAUCGUUUGUGGCACCUACGAGAAUCUCAUUCAUGUGUGGGACAUCGAAUCCAAGGAGCAAGUUCGCACACUGACGGGACACGUGGGCACGGUGUAUGCCUUGGCUGUCAUUUCCACACCUGACCAAACCAAAGUCUUUAGCGCUUCGUACGACCGGUCCCUGAGGGUAUGGAGCAUGGACAACAUGAUCUGCACCCAGACACUCCUGCGCCACCAGGGCAGCGUCACAGCACUGGCUGUCUCUAGGGGGCGCUUGUUCUCUGGUGCUGUUGACAGCACAGUUAAGGUUUGGACAUGCUAGCAGAUGCUGCCACCUACCUUGAGAUGCUGUACUACCAAAUACACCUUUCGCUCCUACUAGACACACACCUUUGCUCAUCUCUGAAGCCACACACCGUUUGCCAUCUGAGAGACAGUGCCACAGAGCCCACGUACCUCAACAGGCUGCCGAAUGACAGAAGCUUGGCCCCUGGUGGUUAGCAGGGCAGUUUUUUCUUAACCCAUUAGUGUGUUAGCUAUGAUUUUGGACUCCCAGGUCUCUUACAUUGUUGGAUGGAACUGAUGGGUUGAAUUGGGGUUGUAUCGGGCAGCUCAAAUACCGCCAAUGCACCUUGCAGACUCCAAUACCAGAUCACAGCCUAUGGGCUUCUCUUUUUGUCUCUCUGCUGUUACAGUUGUGCCCAGUGCUGAAAUGGCAGCUCGGUCUCCCCCACCCCCAUGCACUCCUCAUGCACACUCCAGGUACGAUUCAUCUGCCACAUCAGGUACCAUGAGCCCCUCUGCUCAAAGGAUCAUGUCACAGCGGCUUCCCUGGUAAAGAAGGGAAGGAAAGCCCACCGUUUGUGUUUGUAAUGACAUUUUCUACUGUUUUUAAAAUUGUGAUAUAGAUUUGGAAUUUUUUCUUCCUUGACAAUAAAAACCGGACCUUUGUUUUA